Messenger RNA from Gastrolobium bilobum, 1075 nucleotides. Its product is annotated as expansin-A8. The transcript is spliced from 3 exons. The record is from RefSeq and is a predicted model, not a curated record. Gene Ontology annotation, cellular component: extracellular region. NCBI's taxonomy places the organism in Eukaryota, Viridiplantae, Streptophyta, Magnoliopsida, Fabales, Fabaceae. Gene Ontology annotation, biological process: plant-type cell wall organization. The coding region runs from base 59 to 817 and encodes 252 amino acids.
UCUCCUAUCUUACAUUCUUAGUCCUCAACUUCUCCAAGCACUACUAGUACCACACACAAUGGCAAUUGCAGCAACCUCUGCCAUCUCUCUUCUUUUCUUUCUUCUUAACCUAUGCCUUAAAGGCACUUAUGGUGACUAUGGAGGUGGAUGGCAAGGUGGUCAUGCCACAUUUUAUGGUGGGGGAGAUGCAUCAGGCACAAUGGGAGGGGCAUGUGGUUAUGGAAAUUUGUAUAGUCAAGGCUAUGGGACUAACACUGCAGCACUAAGCACUGCUCUAUUCAACAGUGGCUUGAGUUGUGGUUCUUGCUAUGAAAUGAAAUGUAAUGGUGAGCCCAGAUGGUGCCUCCCUGGUAGCAUAAUGGUUACUGCUACAAACUUCUGCCCCCCUAACUAUGCAUUGUCUAAUGACAAUGGUGGGUGGUGCAACCCUCCUCUACAGCACUUUGAUCUUGCUGAGCCUGCUUUCUUACAAAUUGCACAAUACAAAGCUGGAAUUGUUCCUGUUUCCUUCAGAAGAGUUCCCUGUGUGAAGAAAGGAGGAAUCAGGUUCACAAUUAAUGGCCACUCUUACUUUAACUUGGUUUUGAUCACAAAUGUUGGUGGAGCUGGAGAUGUUCAAUCUGUGUCCAUCAAGGGUAAAAAUGGGUGGCAAAAAAUGUCUAGAAACUGGGGCCAGAAUUGGCAAAGCAACUCUUACCUCAAUGGCCAAAGCCUCUCUUUCCAGGUCACUACAAGUGAUGGCAGAACUAUGACUAGCAACAAUGUUGCUCCUGGUAAUUGGCAAUUUGGACAGACAUUUGAGGGGGGACAGUUUUAGAAAACUUUUUUUAAGUUCCCAUUUUGAGUUAAUGUUUGUGUGCUUGUAAUAUAUGGCAUUGUUGGCUUGUUUUGUUAUAGUUGGAAAGUGUGAGGAAAGAAAAAAAGGUAGAUUAGGAGGAGUUUCAAUGCUGUGGUGGCUAUAUGGCACCCGCUAGGCCUAUUAUAAUAUGUUGUUGUUUUUUUUAGUUUCAGAGAUAUCCCAUUGAUCAUUGAUGAAGUAAAAGUGGUGAUGAUCUCAAUAGCUUUGUAUAUUUAA